AUGAUAAUUAAAUUAUUUAAUUUGUAAUAUAAGAAUAAAAUAACUGUAAAUAAGGAAUUUAUACUUCAAGAUUAACAAAAGAUAUUCUUAGAUAAUAUUGAAAGUUAUAAUUAUGUUAUUGGAUUGUAACUAAGAGGAAUAACAUUAAUGAAUAUUUUAAUAAUACUAAGAGGCUUUUUAUUAAUUUUUUAAAUAAUUCAGAAAUAGAUAAGAUUUACAAGGCACUUUUACAUAAGAUAUCUUUGAAAACUUACAAAAGGAUUACGAAGACAGAUCUAAGAGAAUAUAAAAUAUUUUAUUAAGCUUUGGAGAAAUAAUAAUAUUAGAAGAAGUUAAAAUUCUAAUUGAGAGUUUUAUAACGAUAAGUAUCUAAGUAUGAAAACUCAAUUAAAAAGAUAAUCGAUGAUUAUGUCAAUGAAAUUUCCCUUACUCAGAUAUAUGUGGCUCAAAAAAAGAAGAUUAUGUUUAUUAUUUAAAAGCAUUUAUUAAAAUUAUAAAAAUAUUUAUUAUAAUCAUUGUAAUAAUAAGAAAUUUGGUUUUAUUUUAUUUUUAUGAGCUGA
Paramecium pentaurelia is the source of this 560-nucleotide messenger RNA. The record is from the annotation of a GenBank genome assembly. NCBI's taxonomy places the organism in Eukaryota, Ciliophora, Oligohymenophorea, Peniculida, Parameciidae.